UCAAACCAUCAACGUCGAUCUCUCAACCGCCCGUACCGAUCUGCAAUUGUACUGCAUCGUGAUCACAUCACACACAUCUUAUAGCUUCGCGUAAACCAACCCCUUGUCGCAGGAGCUCCACUAUUUUGCCCAUCACGCGCGAAGUCAACAUUUCGCGGGGUAGCGAGAGAAUGAACAGGAAAGCUUCAAGUGAGACCCAUGGGUGAAUACCGUCAAGGACGCAACCUUAGAUGCAGCAAGAUGCGCUCCAUUCUCGUCAUCAACCCAAACUCGACGGUGUCGAUGACCGAUGGCCUCAAGCCUCUGGUCGACGCGCUGCAGUUCAAAGAUACAACGCACGACUACUUCACCGCACCUGAUGGCGUGAAGAGCAUCAACAACGAAGAAGAUGCGCAUGAGUCAAUCAAGCACUGCCUACCCACCCUGGGGCCGCUUCUCGAUCGCUACGAUGCCUUCCUUGUCGCAUGCUACUCGCAACACCCACUCGUACCACUGCUGAAGGAAGAGCCCGCUAUCAAGGCUGGUCGUAAGCCUGUCACCGGCAUCUUCGAGGCAAGCGUGGGCGCCAGUUUGCAGUCAAUACACCCUGAGGAGAAGUUUGGCAUUGUGAGCACAGGCAAGGUCUGGGAGGACAUCCUCACAGAGGCUACAGUGCAGUUCCUCGGCACAAGUGCUGAUGCGGGCAAGCGGUUUGCUGGGGUCGAGACAACAGGGUUGAAUGCGACGGACCUGCAUGAUGCGCCGGCUGAGGAGGUCAGGCAGAAGAUGAAGGAUGCUGUCAAGCGGCUACUAAGGAAGGGCAAGGUGGGUGCGAUUUGUCUGGGCUGUGCGGGCAUGGCUGGUAUGGAUCAGAUGGUAAGAGAGGCGUGUGUUGAAGAGCUGGGGCAGGAGGAGGGGCAAAGGGUCAGGAUUGUGGAUGGCGUGAUGGCUGGUGUUGCGUGGUUGGAGGGUGCUGUGAGGGCAGGAUUCUAACUGUGAGAAAUGUACAUGUACAAUUCAUCUCACAUAAUUCAGACUGUCAGAUGUGUUAUGCGCUGUACUUUGUUCAUGUCCAAACGCGCUCUAAUGAAUGACCAGCUAGAGGAUGACGUACGAUAGAUCA
This is a messenger RNA of Macroventuria anomochaeta, 1102 nucleotides long. Its product is annotated as hydantoin racemase-like protein. The record is from RefSeq and is a predicted model, not a curated record. Bases 199 to 972 code for a protein of 257 amino acids. NCBI's taxonomy places the organism in Eukaryota, Fungi, Ascomycota, Dothideomycetes, Pleosporales, Didymellaceae. The transcript has 3 exons.